AUGUCGUCAUAGAAUAGGGUGGAUGCAUCCCCAGUCUUUGAUUCAAUGAACAAAGAUGAGAAGGAUAAAAUUUUAAAAACUAGUAAUGAAAAUAGUGGUGAUCAAACAAAUAAAGACUCGAUGGUUAAUAGUAAAUAAGAUUAGACGACUAUUAAUAAAUAAGACACCUCUGUAAUCAAUGGAUAGCAAAGCAGUGGAGCAGACACUUUGCAGGUUGGUAAGAAAAAACUUCCCAGCAAAAGCUCUGCAAGCGAUAAUACUAAAUCUGGAAACGGAGGCGGAGAAACAGUUAACACAAAAGGAAAUGAUGAAGAGGAGAAGCUAACUCUAGUGAACAACUUAAAAAAAUAGUCACAGCUAAAGAAGAAUGCUACAGACAGUCCAAGCGUGAUGACUAAUCCUUCCAAAUUAGGCAGAGCUGAAAUAAAAAUUCAAAAUGUAUCUCCAAUUAGAAGAAAGAUUAGAAAAAUGGUUAGAUCGAAGCCUGUAUUGUAUAUGAUCAUCUUUUUGGUUAUAAUAUAUACAAUAUUAAUUUUUGUUGAUAUCACUUUACAAUAAUUCUUGGAUUAAGAUUAGCAAGAUAAUAUCGAUAACCGUUUAAGAUAUGUUGAGCUAGUCAUUUUGAUUAUCUUUUGUAUAGAAAUUAUCUUAAAUGCUUAUGGUACUGGAAUUAAGAAUUAUUUUAGAGACAGAUGGCUUGUAUUGGAUGCAAUAAUUAUCUUGCUUAGUUUAGUUUUAGUUAUAAUUGAUAUGACAGUAAGCUUUGGUUCAAAAUUCACUUCAGUAGCAAGUAUUAUCAGAGCAAUUUUUCGUUUCUUAAGAAUCUUUUUGCUUCUUAGAAAGCUUUAAAAUUUCAAGAAAAUAAAUGUCACUUCAAGCAUAAAAACUCCAUCUGAAAAAGUUUUAGAAAUCUUAUCAGAAUUUAAGGAAUACUUUGAUGAUACUGAAAUUAUUUCUGACAUUGACUGGUCCAUGAAAAUGAUUGCUUCAAAUAAACUUUACGAGCCCGUUAUUGGUGAAGGUGGUGAUGAUUUACUUGCAGCCUGGUCAAAUCAAAAUUAAAAACAAGAUUCCUCCAAAGCCGAUUAAAAUAAUCAAAAUAAUCCUUAAGAAAAGUAAGUAGCCCCAAGCAAUUUUAAUAGAAAAUCUACAGUACAUAAAAUUAUGCAUAUGCCUGAAACUAUUACACAAAAGUUUAUUCCAGCCCACAUUGCAAAAGAAUUUGAUAAGGCAAUUGAUGAAAUUACUUUUAAUUGUUUUGAAAUUUAAAAAAUGUGUGGCGGCCAAGAGUCUUCUUAGUUAUUGGUUUACUUGUUUGAUAAAUAUAACUUACUUGAUGAUCUCAAGAUAGAUUCAUAAAAAUUCAUUAACUUAAGUGUAAGAAUAUAGAAUGGUUACAGAGAUAAUCCUUACCAUGAUCGUCUCCACUCAUUUGAUGUCACUUAGACCAUUCAUUUUUUUAUAUCUAGAUGCAAAUUUGGAGAGCUUGCUAAAUUAAAGUCUAUGGAAAGGGCUGCUAUGUAUUUUUCAGCUGCAAUUCAUGAUUUUGAUCACCCAGGCUAUAACAAUGUAUUCUUGAUCAAUACUUAAAACAUCUUGGCAUUAAAAUUUAAUGAUUAAAGUGUAUUAGAAAACCACCAUGUAAGUUCUGUCUAUGAAAUGAUUCUUAAAAACCAUAAUUUGAACAUUUUCUCAAAUUUCUCAAAUGACGAAUAUAAGCAAUUUAGAGAAAUGGUAGUUAAUAUGGUCCUUGCUACUGAUAUGACAAAGCAUUUUGCUGAUAUCUCUAAACUCAAAUCUCGUAUUGCCGCCACAGAUUUUGAAAUUGAUGGAAAAGAUAAGAAAACAGUUAUGGAGUCUUUAUUGCAUGCUUCUGAUAUUAGCAACCCUGCUAGACCUUGGGAAAUAUGUUAUCAAUGGACAAAUAAAGUUAUGACUGAAUUUUGGGCAUAAGGUGAUGAAGAAAAAAGAUUAGGCCUACCAGUAACUUACUUGUGUGAUAGAGUCGAAACAAAUACUUCGAAGAGUUAGCAAGGUUUUAUAGAUUUCGUUGUUAAGCCUCUAUUUGAAAUUAUAUCGAACUUUUUACCUGAACUCUAACAAUUUAUGAUAAAUUUUGAAUAAAACAAAGAGAAAUGGGCUGAAUUACUCCCUAAAUAUGAAGCAGAGCUGAAGGCCCUUAAAGAAGACAAGGAAAAAAACUAAGCAAAAGAAUGA
Tetrahymena thermophila SB210 is the source of this 2217-nucleotide messenger RNA. Its product is annotated as 3'5'-cyclic nucleotide phosphodiesterase family protein. The transcript has 12 exons. Gene Ontology annotation, cellular component: membrane. NCBI's taxonomy places the organism in Eukaryota, Ciliophora, Oligohymenophorea, Hymenostomatida, Tetrahymenidae. Gene Ontology annotation, molecular function: monoatomic ion channel activity; 3',5'-cyclic-nucleotide phosphodiesterase activity. Gene Ontology annotation, biological process: monoatomic ion transport; transmembrane transport; signal transduction. The record is from RefSeq and is a predicted model, not a curated record.